AUGGACGAGGAUCAAGGACCUUCUCAGGUCGUCCCAGAACAUGGAAAGAAAAGAACCUUUGGCGACCGCGGCCGUGCCUUGAAGCACAUGUUCUUCACCAGGGACGGUCUGAUCGGCGACUAUGACUACGGCUUUCUCUUCACCCCGAAUAUCCCGUUCAUGAGGAAAAGACCACAGGCAGCCCCGUUCUUCGGCCUCAACGACAAAAUCCCCGUCGUGCUCGCCCUGCUGCUUGGCUUCCAGCAUUCCCUGGCCAUGCUUGCAGGCCUCAUCACUCCACCAAUCAUCCUUGCUGGUUCCAGCGGCGCCAACCUGACCCCAGAAAUGACCCAGUACCUCGUUUCGACUGCUUUGAUCGUCUCGGGCUUCUUGUCAAUGAUCCAGAUCACGAGAUUCCACAUCUUCAAGACACCGUACUACAUCGGCACUGGUGUAAUCUCUGUGGUGGGAGUGUCAUUCUCCAUCAUCACCGUGGCAUUGGGCGCCUUUAAGCAAAUGUACGCCAAUGGCUACUGCCCCUCCGCUGACGAUGGCACGCCCUUGCCCUGCCCGGACGGGUACGGCGCAAUCAUCGGCACUGCGGCCGUCUGUGCCCUGCUCGAGAUCCUCAUCUCCUUCCUCCCGCCCAAGAUAAUGCUGCGAAUCUUCCCACCCAUCGUGACUGGCCCUACCGUCAUGUUGAUCGGCAUCAGCCUCAUCGAGAGCGGCUUCCAGGGCUGGGCCGGCGGCAGCGGCACAUGCAUGGCAGGAAGCGACGCUCCCGCGGGAUUCCAGCUCUGCCCGUCUGACUCUGCGCCGCACGCUCUUCCUUGGGGCAGCCCAGAAUUUCUUGGUCUCGGCUUCUCCGUCUUUGCAACUAUCGUCCUCUGCGAGCGGUUCGGCUCUCCGAUCAUGAAGUCCACCUCGGUCGUCAUCGGUUUGCUAGUCGGCUGCAUCAUCGCUGCGGCGACAGGGUACUUUGACCGUUCCGGAAUCGACGCCGCUCCAGUCGCGAGCUUCAUCUGGGUGCACACAUUCAAGCUCACUGUGUACGGGCCGCUGGUGCUACCCAUCAUGGCUGUGUUCAUUAUCUGCGCAUGCGAGGCUAUUGGCGACAUUACGGCCACGUGUGAUGUGUCACGUCUUGAGGUCGAAGGCAAGCUGUACGAGAGCCGCAUCCAGGGUGGCGUGCUUGCCGAUGGUGUCAAUGGUGUCCUCGCCGCUCUAUGCACCAUCACGCCUAUGACCACCUUCGCCCAGAACAACGGCGUCAUCGCUCUGACGCGCUGCGCCAACCGCAAGGCCGGCUACUGCUGCUGUUUCUUCCUGUUGAUCAUGGGCAUCUUCGCCAAGUUUGCCGCUGCGCUGGUUGCCAUCCCUGCUUCGGUCAUCGGCGGCAUGACGACCUUCCUCUUCACGAGCGUCGCCGUCUCGGGCAUCGCCAUUAUCGCAAAAGGAGUGCCCUUCAACCGCCGCAACCGCUUCAUCCUAACCGCCGGGCUCGCCAUCGGCUACGGCGCCACCCUAGUUCCAACGUAUUUCGCCUCCGUCUUCUCCUAUUCCGGCCCCAACACUGCCCUGCGCGGCUUCCUCGACGCCAUCAGCCUCGUCAUGGAGACUGGGUUUGCGGUCACCGCCUUCGUCACCAUGUUCCUCAAUCUGGUCUUGCCUCUCGAAGUCGAGGAUACGAAAGCCGCCGACGACGGGGCCUCUUCUAGUGUGCGCGCGUCUAGUGUUCGCGCGCCUAGCAAUACGGAUGUUGAAGGGGCGCCUCCUGGGGACCUGAAAAAGGCUUGA
This is a messenger RNA of Diaporthe amygdali, 1776 nucleotides long. Its product is annotated as purine permease. Gene Ontology annotation, molecular function: xanthine transmembrane transporter activity. NCBI's taxonomy places the organism in Eukaryota, Fungi, Ascomycota, Sordariomycetes, Diaporthales, Diaporthaceae. The transcript is spliced from 2 exons. Bases 1 to 1776 code for a protein of 591 amino acids. Gene Ontology annotation, biological process: transmembrane transport; xanthine transport. Gene Ontology annotation, cellular component: fungal-type vacuole; membrane. The record is from RefSeq and is a predicted model, not a curated record.